Messenger RNA from Spodoptera littoralis (African cotton leafworm), 2043 nucleotides. NCBI's taxonomy places the organism in Eukaryota, Metazoa, Arthropoda, Insecta, Lepidoptera, Noctuidae. The record is from the annotation of a GenBank genome assembly.
AUGUAUGCUGUAGAGAAAAAAUUCGAAAUAGAAAUGAAGUUACGAAAGGAGAUGACAAAUAUCCAAGAGUUGAAGGCUGCAGCUAAUCGUGGCUCAUCUCUUGCGAAUGAUGUGUGCAAUGUCCUCGGGGCAUGUGAGCAGCGCCUGCAGCAGCUGGAGACUGCUGUACUGCCUCUUUAUGGAGAUACUGCCAGGCUCCAACACAUUCAUCAAAACAUGGAACGCACAGUCCGUUCCUUGGAGCAUGUAAUAAACUACUACAUGGUGUCCAGAGAGCUCGUAGAUUUGAUACAGGCUGGGCCUAACACCAGCACUACUGAUUCACUUAACGUCUAUCUUGAAGCCCUGGACAAGCUAGCAGAUGCUCAAGGAUAUUUCAACAAAAACAACCCUCAGAGUGUGGAACUUGAAAAUAUUAAUCAACUUUACAAUACUGGUGUAUCAAAGUUGGAGAAUGCAUUUGAAGAACUUUUGAGUCGUAACACUAGGCCUCUAUCGCCUACCACACUAAUGGACAUGAUAGCUCUGGAAGAAGACUCGAGUGUGGACAGUGUCUCAGUGAGUGGUAGCGGCAGUACAUCGGCCACAGCGCUGGACAGUAUGCGCGCGGCGGCCGCCUGGCUGAGCGCCGCCGGCGUGCCGCCCGCCAACCAACUACUGGCCAUUAGGGCGCCUGCUGCUAAGAGCUCUCUUGUUGCCUUCAAAGAUUAUCUACGAUCUAGGUCUAUGGCUGCCUCGCCGCUUAUGAGAGCCAAGAAUCUAUUACAUCGAUCAGAUAGCACACAGAGAAGGACAAGUAAAUUGCAAAAAGUUAUCGAGAAACGUGCAAACAAGAUAAUGAUGAAAGCAUCUCAAACUCUGGAGCAGUCCACUGGAUUCGCUAUAGGACCCAGGAAAUCUGUUUGUGAAACUUACACGGAGGAGAGCAGCGAGGCGCUGGACGAGUGGGAGGCCGAGCUGGCGGGCAGCGCCGCGGCCGCGCUGUGUCGCCUGGCGCGACACGAGCAGCGGCACGUGCUCGGCCUGCUGCCGCUGCCGCGCCUGCCCGCGCUGCUCGCCGCGCUGCUCAAGGACUGCUUCGCGAUACUCGCGCAGGACGUGGAGCGUGCGUGCAUGAAGUCCCGUCGCUCGGCGAGUAAAUGCGGCAGUGCGGCGGGGUGCUGGGCAGUCCUGGCGCGGCUACAGCGCCUGCAACCUGAACUAGAGCGAGCACUGGCGCCCGCCUCGCCACAGCCGUACCAAGCCAUACUGCAGCACUGCCAGCAGAAUUGCGUGAAGUCCCUGGAGGAGUGGGUGGAGGGUGUCCGCGGCGACAGUUCGCCGGCGCCGGUGGACGGCACGGUGCACCAGCUGGCCGCGGCCGCGCUGGCGCACUGCCAGGCACUCGCCGCGCACAUCGCCACCAUCGGUCCCGCUCUCGCGACGGAGCCAUCCUACAACCGCGCAGUCAGUCAACUGUCGGGAGUCCACGAUAGAAAUGCUGUCAUGUUGGCUGUAUACAUGCGUAAAGUAUUAGCGCAGCUGAACUUCGCGCUAAGAACCAAAAGUGAGCAGUACCCAGAUGCACUGAAAGCGAUAUUUUUGCUGAACAACACUUUAUAUUUACUACAGGGUCUUCAGCGAAGUGGCUUGCUAGACGUGUUGAUGCUGGCUGAGCCAGACUGUGAAGUCAACUACAGGGACAUGAUACAGGAACAUAAAAAUGCUUACUUGCAAAGUUGGAACAAGCUUCUAGCUCACACAGUAUUAGACGAGCCCCUGCCUGCCAAGCUGCGUGACAAGGACAGGCAGAUGUUGAAGGAUAAGUUUGCAUCGUUCAACCGCGAGUGGGAGGAAGUAUCCCGCGCACAGACUGGGUACAGCGUGCCGGACGCGGAGCUGCGCGAGGCACUCAAGCGCGACAACAAGCAGGCCAUACUGCCGAAGUACUCCGCCUUCCACGACGCUUACGCCGGUCUACCGUUCUCUAAGAACCCUGACAAAUAUGUCAAGUACUUCCAGAUUUCCACACAACUGGACGGCUACUUCGAUGAAGCUGCUUAG